UCGGGACAAAAUCUUUAUUAGUUAUAAUCUUAUAAUGUUUCGAAAACUUUGAUCAUUAUCAAAACAACUCUGUUUUUUACCAUAAAAAUUUAAUAAAGAAGGACAAAAAUAUAAAACCCACAUUAUAAAGCGGUGUCAAAAUAAAAACCCAAGUGCAAUUUAUACCCAAAAAUCAUACACUUUUUGGUUGCAAUUUGGCUAAGAGUUUUUGGGUUUUGGAUUCUCUCGAAGAUUAUUGUAUAUGGAGAAUACCCAUCAAAAAAUUUAAUUCAGGUGGAUUAUAGAUAAGUUAAUGGGGGAUAGUAUAACGGAAAGUAGGGGCCAAAAGCGAUCAGAAAUCCCUGAAGAAUUGCCUGCAGAUAAGCGGGCAUGUAGUUCUUUGGAGUCUAGACCAAGUUCAUCUACUGUGAGCCCUGAAACACUUGUUGAUUCGACUACUAGAGCUUUCGAGAUGCGUGAAGGUGAUAGGGAGACUUCAUCUUCAUCAGCUUCGGCCUCUGGACAUUCAGAGGGUGAUGGCGAGAGGGAUUCUCCAUAUGGGUCUUGUGAUUCUGAUGAUAUGGAUGAUGAUAAUGAUGAUGAUCAUCGAUUUGACAGUCUUCGCGAGAUUCAACGUAGUCGAUCACAUAAUGACAGCACAAAAUAUGAUGGAAUAAUGUGUAGUUUGAGUAAUGAUGCUGAACCUUCUGGACAAUUAGCAUCUUUGACUGAACUGUGUGAACUUCUUUCAUUUUCUACUGAAGAUUCAAUAUCGAGCUUGCUAACUGAUCGAUUUGCUUCUGCUCUUGUUAAGUUGGCAAAGCAUGAGGACAAUCCAGAUAUUAUGCUUUUGGCUAUCAGGGCUUUAACUUAUUUAUGUGAUGUUUUACCACGGUCGCCGAGUUCACUUGUAAGGCAUGAUGCAGUUCCUGCUUUGUGUCAGAGAUUGAUUGUCAUUGAGUAUCUUGAUGUAGCUGAACAAUGUUUACAAGCAUUGGAGAAAAUAUCUCGUGAUCAGCCACUUGUAUGCCUGCAAUCUGGAGCGUUAAUUGCUGUUUUAGGUUAUAUAGAUUUCUUUUCUACUACUGUACAGAGAACUGCACUUCGAACUGUUGUCAAUAUAUGUAAGGCGCUACCAUCUGAAUGUCCUUCAUCUGUCAUGGAGGCAGUUCCCAGAUUGUGUGAUCUUUUGCAAUAUGAGGAUCAGCAGCUCGUGGAGCUUGUAGCCACUUGCUUGAUCAAAGUAGCAGACUGCGUGAAGGGUUCUCCUGGGAAAUUGUCUGAGCUUUAUGGUCAUGGGCUUAUUAAUCGAGCCACGCAUCUCAUAGACAUUAACAGUCGAAUCACUUUAAGCCAAUCUACAUACACUGGUCUAGUUGGACUAGUUGCCAAAAUUGCAUCUGGAUCAGCUGAUGCUGUUAGAAGUCUUUUCGAGCUGAGCAUUGGCAGAAUUAUGAAGGAUAUUUUGUCAAAUUCUGAUGUUUCUCAUGGAACACCUUCCCCUCGCAUAGUGGACAACAAUUGCACUCAGGUGCAUGAAAUACUGAAGUUGCUACAUGAGCUGCUUCCUGAAGUAUCCAGAGAUAAGAAGGAAGAAAUCUUGUCAAGCACGGAAAGAAUUUUGUUAGAUCAGCCUCAUAUACUGCAGGAGUUUGGGUUGGAUAUUCUUCCUACUUUGGUGCAGGUGGUUAGCUCUGGUGCAAAUUUAUAUGUCUGCUAUGGAUGCCUUUCAGUUAUCAAUAGAUUAGUUUAUUUCAGCAAUCCGGAGACUCUUCAGAAAUUGUUUGAGGGUAUUAACAUUGCGAGCUUUUUGGCAGGAAUCUUCGGUGGAAAAGAUCAUCAUAUUCUGCUAUUAGCUCUACAGAUCACUGAGACGGUCCUGGAAAAGCUUUCUAAUAUCUUAAUGCCUUCUUUCAUCAAAGAAGGCGUUCUCUUUGCAAUUGAUAACCUUCUCAUGCCAGAUAGUUGUUCACAGCCAACUUUUCCCAUGAUCAACAGUAACCAAAGUAAAAAGAUUGCUGGGAGGGAGGUUAUGGGGUGCUUGUGCUAUACCUAUCAUACCGGGCACUCGGACUCCACUUUAGAUUCUAAAUCAUGCAAGGCUAAAAAAGAUUCUGUUCAUAGCCUUGCCGAGCAUAUGAAGAUGAAGUACUUCGUUAUAGAACCACAUAGUUCUCAAAGCAUGGUGACCGAUUUGCUUCAGGACCUUAGGAAUGCCUCGAUAGCAAUAAAUGAUCUUCUAAACACAUCCCCAGACACUGAAGCAAGUGCAAACAGUGAAGAGAGACUCUGCUCUAUUUUGGAUAAAGUCAUACUUCAAGUCGGUGGAAGUGUACCUGUCUCAACAUUUGAGCUCAUAGAAAGUGGUAUCAUAAAGGCAUUAUUAAACUACCUAUCUAAUGGUCAGUUUUUAAGCAGCUCCUAUAUUCAUAAUGACCUAAGUCAUGCUUAUGGUGUACAAAAGAGAUUGGAGGCCUUUGCAAAAAUAUCUUUGUCUUCCCCUGAUCCAGCCUCACAAGACUUGCCUUUAUUACUGCUAGUGAGAAAAUUACACAGUGCCCUAUUGACUGUGGAAACAUUGCCUGUUAUAGCAGGCUUUCCGACCAGGCAAAGAGGUUCUUAUGCAACUGUUCCUGGUGGACGUUACACUGCAUAUCCAUGUCUCAAAGUUCGCUUUGUGAGGGGAGAAGAAGAGUUGUGCUUGGGUGAGUACUCAAAGAAUGCUGUGAGUGUUGAGCCUUUUUGCCCUGUACAGGAAAUUGAACAGCACUUGCGGUCCAAAGUAGGCCAAGCAAAGAUGGAGUCCUCAGAAGCUAGUAUUCAGGCUACCCUUGAAGAGAAAACUAAAUCUAUUCAAGUUCCUCUCGUUGCUGCAUCCCUUCCAGACAAAAGUGCUGAACAUCUGGGAUCAGGGAGCACAUGCACUGUUUUGCCUGAUCUGCAGCGAAGUGCUCAUCGUAUUAGGAUAUACUACCUGCAGGAAGAUGGAGAUGAUAGAUCACAUAGCUCAGCAAUGGACAUAUCUGAUUUGGGAGGGACGACAGUUGUUGGAGCAGAAGCAACAAGUGAAGUUGAAUCUAGAUGUCCAGCAGAGGAAAUGCAGGCAUCAGAUGCAACUGAAAACCUGAUAGAAACUAGCAGCACUUCCCUAGGUGCCGGCGGUGACAAUGAAAUUAGUAAGAAGAGCCAUUCUAGAGCAUCCUUCAACAAUGUUGAAAUUCCAUCAAAGUUGGCACUUUACCUUGAUGGUGAGCAGUUAGAAUAUUCGUCUACCUUAUACCAAGAAAUCCUUCAAAGACGAUUAAAUGGUUCCAAAUUGUGGAGUUCUACCUACACUGUAACAUAUAGGAGAGUAGCAGGAAACGAGACGAGCAGUAAUAAGGAGGGUAGGGACAUCUAUGACAAUUGCGUAACAGAUAAAGUUUUUCUACGCCAGCAGGUUAUGCCACUUUUCUCCAGCAUAUUUGCUCAUGGAUUUGGUCCUAAGUCGAACUUGUCAAGUACUUCAAGUGAUAUUUUAUUGCUCCUCAGAAGUUUGGAAAUGAUGAACAGGGUUUCGUAUCAUUUGGUUUCUCAUGAAAGAAUGAAUGCUUUUGCUGAAGGUAGAUUAGACAAUUUGGAUCUGUUGAAUGUGGCACUUCCUACACUGUCACAGAAUGAGUUUGUGAGCAGCAGAUUGACAGAGAAAUUAGAACAGCAGAUGCGGGAUCCUUCAGCUGUACAUGUUGGUGCCAUGCCAUUGUGGUGGAAUCAGUUGAUUGCCACAUGUCCUUUCUUAUUUAGCUUUGAGACAAGAUGCAAGUUCUUUCAGUUGGCAGCAUUUGGUAGAGUGCACAUCUUACCUAGUAGUAUGUCAUCUCAAAGUGAUGCAAAUUCAUCUAGAGAUAGGAGAGCUUCUGCUGGUAGUCCACCUCGUAAGAAGUUCAUGGUUUGUCGAGAACGUAUUUUAGAUUCAGCUGCUCAAAUGAUGGACACCUAUGCACAUAAGAAGGUAGUUAUUGAGGUGGAAUACAGUGAAGAAGUUGGUACAGGUCUUGGUCCCACACUGGAAUUUUACACAUUAGUGGGUCACGAGUUCCAAAAGGCUGGGUUGGGUAUGUGGAGAGGUGAUUAUAUGUCACCUACUAACAGUUGUAGCCAGCAGGGUUCCGGUUCCAGAUUUUUGGUUACCAUUUCAGGACUUUUUCCUCGCCCUUGGUCACCGGCAUCAAGCAACAUAAACGGGGUAGAGUUUUCUGAUGUUAUUAAGAAGUUUGUCCUCCUAGGGCAAUUUGUAGGCAAGGCUCUUCAGGAUGGAAGAGUUUUGGAUAUUCCUUUUUCCAAAGCAUUUUAUAAACUUGUUCUGGGGAAGGAACUCUCUCUGUGUGAUGUUCAAUUAUUUGAUCCCGAGCUCGGAAGAUUUUUGCUGGAGUUUAAGGCUCUCGCCAGCAGACAAAAACACGACGAAUUUGCUGGUGAGCAAACUGUUGUGCGUGCUGAUAGUUCGAGGUUCCGGAGUACGAAGAUUGAAGACUUAUGCCUUGAUUUUACGCUCCCUGGUUAUCCUGAUUAUGUCCUUUCCUCUGGGAUGGAUGAUGUGAUGGUCAAUAUCAAUAACUUGGAGGAGUAUAUUUCUUUAUUUUUGGAUGCUACAUUACAAACUGGAGUAUAUAGACAAGUGGAAGCUUUUAAAUCAGGAUUGAAUCAGGUAAUAUCGGAUAAACAUCUUCAAAUUUUUACUGAGGAGGAGCUUGAGCGAUUGCUCUGCGGAGAACGCGAUUCUUGGCUUUCGGGUGACCUGUUUGAUCAUAUCAAGUUUGAUCAUGGAUAUACUGCUGGAAGUCCUCCAAUCAUCAAUUUCUUGGAGGUUAUCACUGAUUUCACCUAUGAGCAAAGGCGCGCUUUUCUCCAGUUUGUGACUGGUGCUCCCCGGCUAGCUCCUGGCGGUUUGGCUGCUCUUAAACCAAAGCUAACAAUCGUGCGCAAGCAUUCAAGCAACUGUCCUGAUUCAGACUUGCCGAGUGUGAUGACAUGUGCUAAUUAUCUGAAGCUACCCCCAUAUUCGUCAAAGGAGAAAAUGAAAGAGAAGCUCUUAUAUGCGAUAACAGAAGGGCAAGGUUCAUUUCAUCUGUCAUAGUCUGAACAAGACAGGUGUGCUUAAACUCGUGGAUUUGUAAUUAGAAGGUUAGACUAGAAGUCAUGCUGUACAUAAUAAGGAAGCAAGGAUGACAUAAUGGUUGAAAGAGUAGCUGAUGACAAGAUACGCAGCAGGAGAAAGAUAGAGAAUGACCAUUGUUGACAAAACUAAACUUUGUACAUAGCAGGUACAUAUAUUAUGAUCUAGUCAGUUUUAGGAUUUGUUUUUGUACAGGUAGGAGUAGAAGCGUUUUACUAAUGUCACUUUUUAUGUUCUUUCUCAAAUGCUAAUCUUAAUUCUAGUUAUUGCUGAUCUAUGGAUACGAACAUAUGUAUAUAUAAUAUAUAGAAGAUUUAUGUA
Beta vulgaris subsp. vulgaris (sugar beet) is the source of this 5455-nucleotide messenger RNA. Its product is annotated as E3 ubiquitin-protein ligase UPL4. Bases 293 to 5095 code for a protein of 1600 amino acids. NCBI's taxonomy places the organism in Eukaryota, Viridiplantae, Streptophyta, Magnoliopsida, Caryophyllales, Amaranthaceae. Gene Ontology annotation, biological process: proteasome-mediated ubiquitin-dependent protein catabolic process; protein polyubiquitination. The record is from RefSeq and is a predicted model, not a curated record. Gene Ontology annotation, molecular function: ubiquitin protein ligase activity. The transcript is spliced from 19 exons.